Penicillium brevicompactum is the source of this 1197-nucleotide messenger RNA. RefSeq lists its product as uncharacterized. The record is from RefSeq and is a predicted model, not a curated record. The coding region runs from base 1 to 1197 and encodes 398 amino acids. NCBI's taxonomy places the organism in Eukaryota, Fungi, Ascomycota, Eurotiomycetes, Eurotiales, Aspergillaceae. The transcript is spliced from 2 exons. Gene Ontology annotation, molecular function: O-methyltransferase activity.
AUGAGUGCCGCAUCCCCAGCCUCCAUUAUCCAGGAGCUUGCAUCGGCAGCCAAACAAUAUGAGAACAAUGAAUCUGGUGCAAGGGAAGCUCUCAUUGCUCAGAGUAGAGCUUUGAUCGCCUCGCUUGAAGUUCCAAGCGAAUUCAUUCAACACACUUUCUGGUCUCAGCCCGCCCUUUCUGCUAUCGUCAGACUUGCUACCGAUGUAAACCUUUUCCAAUACCUGAAAGAUGCCCAAGAAGAGGGUUUGAACGCCGAAGCUCUGGCCUCAAAGACUGGCAUGGAUGUGAGCCUUUUCGCACGCUUGGCCAGACAUCUUGUGGCCAUGAACGUGAUCACUUCCCGCAACGGAGUGUUCUAUGGCACUGCCUUGAGCAACGGCCUUGCCGCUGAAAACUACCAACAAUCAAUCCGUUUCUGUCAUGACGUGUCCAGGCCCUCGUUCGGUGCUUUCCCGAGCUUUUUUAAAGGCAAUGGGUACAAGACCCCCGCCCUGGGCACCACUGAUGGCCCAUUCCAAUCUGCACACAAGGUUGACAUCUCAUUCCCACAAUGGCUUGUCGGAAAUCCCCCUUACCUGCAAUACUUUAACUCUUACAUGAGUGCCUAUCGCGCUGGAAAGCCGAACUGGUGUGACAACGGCUUUUACCCUGUCGCAGACCGUCUUCUGAAUGGGUUUGACGCCUCUGUGAGCGAUGUUCUGCUGGUCGACGUCGGCGGUGGUCGUGGACAUGACAUCGCCACCUUCGGCUCUCAAUUCAGUCCGCUCCCAGGAAGACUUGUUCUUCAAGAUCGAGAGCAAGUCAUCAACAGCAUUCCCGCAGAUGAAUCCCGUCAAUUUGAAGCGACGACCCAUGACAUCUUCACAACGCAGCCCGUGAAGCAUGCUCGGGCUUACUACAUGCACUCCGUUCCUCAUGGCUUCGGAGACGAGGAUGCAGUUAAGAUCAUGGCCAACCUUGUUCCUGCUUUGGCGAAGGGUUACUCCCGUGUGCUCCUCAAUGAGAUUGUUGUUGACGAGGAGCGCCCAGUGAUGUCAGCGACCAACAUGGACUUGAUCAUGCUGGCCCACAUGGGAGCCAAGGAGAGAACAGAGGCCGAUUGGAGAUCCAUUCUGACCCGGGCCGGGUUGAAGGUAGUCAACAUAUACUCGUAUCCCGGCGUGGCAGAGAGUUUGAUUGAAGCGGAACUCGCCUGA